GCAAAACCAUUAACCUUCAAUCCACAGAUUUCAUUGAGAACUAGAGAUUGAGAGGAGAAUGGCAAGUCAGUGUCCAGUUAAGAAUUCAUGGCCGGAGCUCGUCGGGACAAACGGGGACAUUGCAGCGGGUAUCAUAGAGACAGAGAAUGCAAAUGUGAAGGCAAUCGUGCUCAAGGAGGGAUUGCCUAUAACUCAGGAUUUAAAUUUCAACAGGGUCCGGGUUUUCGUGGAUGAAAAUCGGGUGGUCACUCAAGUUCCUGCCAUUGGCUAAACAACGAAUUUAUUACCUCAAUGGAGCAGAAAUUAUAUAAUAAAGAAGUAAUAGCAAAUAAAUAAUCUCUGUUCUUUAUGAUUUGAGGAAUAAAAAUUUGUGUUAAUUUAGAUUUAUGUGGAUCCUAUAUAAGCAAUUAAAAGUUUGAUUAUUAUUCCAAUUAAAUAAAAAUAGAUUAAUAGGUUCAUUA
This is a messenger RNA of Hevea brasiliensis (rubber tree), 461 nucleotides long. RefSeq names its product protease inhibitor HPI. NCBI's taxonomy places the organism in Eukaryota, Viridiplantae, Streptophyta, Magnoliopsida, Malpighiales, Euphorbiaceae. Gene Ontology annotation, molecular function: serine-type endopeptidase inhibitor activity. Gene Ontology annotation, biological process: response to wounding. The record is from RefSeq and is marked validated.